Molecule: messenger RNA, 1824 nt
Organism: Symbiodinium pilosum
Lineage: Eukaryota; Dinophyceae; Suessiales; Symbiodiniaceae
Source: the annotation of a GenBank genome assembly
AUGCCCAAGCCUUUGCUUCUCUUCGCUUGUCCCAUCUUGACUCCAUGUUGCAGCAUGCGAAGCGCGACGCAGCUUUUACUGUGCGUGCUACUUCUCUCUGUUUUUUUCUGGGCAACAAGGGGGCGGCUGUCAGGACGUCCCAAGAUUUGCGAGGAACUUGGAUAUAAGUUAUCACCGACUCUGCAGUCUGCCUUAUACCGACCCUUUCAGUUGGCUGAGAUUGAUUCUGCUCAACGGGAGGCUGGAUUAAACCAAGCGACCGAACAGCAGCAGCCGCUAGCAAUAUGGUUGGUGGGACCUUCUGCUGCUGGCAAGUCGUACUUGGCACGGAAGGGGGCAACAGAUUUGGGAGUCAGGGUGCUCCCGUCCCAGUCACUGGACGCCGUGCUUUUGGAUGGCAACGCGUUUCGCAACUGGCACGGUGGCUACCAGGCUGUAAUACAAGAGGGCCACAGGCUGCAGUGUGUGUGGCAGGAGGCAUACCCUGCCAUGCGUUUCAGGCUGCAGCAGCAGAAAACUCGGCUGUUGCACAAAGCAGCCCGGCAGCGGCUCAACAUCAUUAUUCCACACACUUGUGACUACCUUUCUGAGUGUGCACCUCUUCUGUACUUCCUGCGGAGACGUGGCUACGUCAACCACGUCAUCAUGAUACUCGGCGACCGGGAGACAAUCCAGCAACGUGGUAGGAUACGAGCGCAGGCAACUGGAAAGAGAUACGCUCCAGAAGAGUGGGACGAAUCAGUCUCCAACGGGUUUAAGAUGGUAGCAUUGGCCACUGGAUAUGCUGAAUUUGCUUGGACGACGCCAAGAACUAAAUGGCUAGUGAAAAGAGGACUGCCCAUUGAUGUCUUCAAUGCAGCAACAAGCUUUGGCAUAACCGUAGCGUUCAAUGCGUUCAAACAGGAAGUCUUUGUAGCACGGUAUGCUGGGUGGGAGUCCUGGGACUGGCAAGGUUGGGAGAAUGAUGAGAGCAAGGCCAAGGCCUCCAAGGCUUCCGCCAGCAGCGAAGGUCCGGAGCCUUCUGGCAAAGGCUCCCAGGGCUCCCAGGGCUCCCGAGCCAAAGGCAACCAAAAAGAUACCCACAGCGUGGAGGCAGAAGCCUGCCAGCCUGCGACGGAGGCAGCCGUAAGUGACGCUGAUCACAUGGAAGAAACGCCUGUGCCAAGGUCCGCUUUCGGCACACUGGAGGAGGAGAAUCAAGAUGAUGAGCUCCUGGAGGUCGGUGAAGAAGAAGGGGAGGAGGAACAGCUUGAGGAUGAGAAUUCGGAUGGUUGGGACGACGGGGAAGACGUAGAAGAUGCAGAAGACGUAGAAGCGGAAGACGCAGAAGAGGAAGAGGAAGAGCUCGAUGAAGAUGAGGAAGAAGAGCAGGAGCAGGAGCAGGAGGAGGAAGAAGAGGAAGCAGCAGACGAUGAUGAAGCAGAGGAGCAGGAAGAAGAGGCAGAUGAAGACGAAGAUGAAGAAGCAGAUGAUUCAGAGCCUGACAGCGCAUCCAGUCCUAAAGGCAAGGGCAUGAUGAAGGGAAAAAACAAAGGCAAAGGGUACGGCGGCAGCAAGGGCAAGCCCUCUGACGAGGAGUUUGAGGAAGAUGAGGAUGAUCCCGAAGAUGAUUCAGAUGAGCAGGAGAACCUCUCACCCAAAGGCAAAGGUGGUAGGAAAGGCAAAGGCAAAGCAAAGGACAAAAGCGCUGGGAAAGUAGUAGGAAAAGGCAAGGGAAGUGCGGAAGAUGACGAGGACGAAAGCGAGGAUGAUGAUGGUGCCGAUAUGGUCUCAAAGGGGAAGAGCGCAGGAAAGCGAAAAGGCCACAGCAAAGGGAAGAAGUGA